UACGACGCACAGAUGUCAUUCUGGAAGUAGGCCCGGGAACCGGUAACCUGACAGUAAAGAUGUUAGAGAAAGUAAAAAAAGUUAUUGCUUGUGAAAUUGACCCUAGACUUGUUGGUGAACUUCAGAAGAGAGUCCAGGGCACGUGUCUGGCAAACAAACUUGAAAUCAAGGUUGGAGAUAUCUUGAAAACAGACUUACCAUUCUUUGAUGCAUGUGUGGCUAACUUGCCUUACCAGAUUUCUUCACCUUUUGUUUUCAAGUUGUUGCUUCAUAGACCUUUUUUCAGGUGUGCAAUACUUAUGUUUCAAAGGGAAUUUGCACUUCGUUUGGUUGCAAAACCAGGAACUAAACUAUACUGCAGACUCUCUAUUAAUACUCAGUUAUUAGCUCGAGUGGACCAUCUGAUGAAGGUUGGAAAGAACAACUUCAGGCCUCCUCCCAAAGUUGAAUCCAGUGUUGUCAGAAUAGAGCCAAAGAACCCACCACCACCUAUCAACUUCCAGGAAUGGGAUGGUCUGGUAAGGAUAGCCUUUGUUAGGAAAAACAAGACACUCUCCGCAGCGUUUAAGUCAAGUGCUGUAGAGCAGUUGCUGGAUCACAAUUACCGAAUUCAUUGUUCCUUACAUAAUACAACUGCUGCAUGGCUUCAAUUCAGAAGGCAUCCAUUUCUCAUAGAUACCACUAGAAGAAUGAAGAUGUUCUGUAUUUUGUCACCGAAGUCUUACCUAAGCCAAAGUGACUGCAACGGGACAAGCUCUUCUCACAAAAGCAAUGAACAGAAUAGAGUGUACACACUCUGCUUCUUAUUAAAACCUUACAUGCAACUUUAUCACAGAUAGUAGGCAAGAAGCUGCUGCUCUGUAUUUUAAAAGCGAUAAAUUCUUUCACAACUGAAGUGAGGUGCUGGACUUCCACAUGACAGUGUAUUUUUAAAUAUACCCAAUGACAUGGGUUGAUGCUGCCGUAAUUGAAAUCUGUGUUCUCUGAUCAUGGACUUCACCUCAGUAUAUUCUUGCACAAUACUCAACAGUACAACCCGUAAGUCUGGUCUGGGCACCAAAACCAGAGUUGUAGUCAUUCCAUUCGUUUGGGAUUUUUUGUUUGUUUGUUUGAAAGUGUAUUUAAACACUUUCUUUUGAUUUGAAAUGCCUGUCUCUUCCAUUUGUCCUCUGGUAGCUACCCACGUUCCAAGUCUGUUAGUAAUCUGCUUCUCUUGGAGAAAUCCCAGUAACUGUUUCUCAGAAAGAGCAGCAUUUAUCUUGUGAGCUUGGUAUGAUUUACAAAAACAUUAUCGUGGUACCUGAAACUAGCAGUGUCAUCUCCUUUACCCCCUCAUCGCCAUCAAACCGCUGUAGGAACCAGCAGAAAACAACCAAAGGGCCAGUGCUCAUAAGCAUAGACAGAAGG
Molecule: messenger RNA, 1407 nt
Organism: Gymnogyps californianus (California condor)
Lineage: Eukaryota; Metazoa; Chordata; Aves; Accipitriformes; Cathartidae
Gene: DIMT1
Product: DIM1 rRNA methyltransferase and ribosome maturation factor
Exons: 9
Coding region: 60-839 (259 amino acids)
Biological process (GO): rRNA methylation
Cellular component (GO): mitochondrial matrix
Molecular function (GO): rRNA (adenine-N6,N6-)-dimethyltransferase activity
Source: RefSeq, a predicted model, not a curated record